This is a messenger RNA of Polychytrium aggregatum, 1697 nucleotides long. RefSeq lists its product as uncharacterized. Lineage: Eukaryota; Fungi; Chytridiomycota; Chytridiomycetes; Polychytriales. Bases 77 to 1357 code for a protein of 426 amino acids. The transcript is spliced from 3 exons. The record is from RefSeq and is a predicted model, not a curated record.
CCGCCCACGUCUUGGCCUAUGAUGAACUCUCCCGUCAGUCGCCAUUGCCUUGCGAUUCCUGGAUGCGGCGACACGCAUGGCGGUGGCAAUGAAGAUCCCUAUGCUUCUGCGGAAGGAGCAAGCCGACGACUUUUCGACCAACCCCACUCUCUGGGAGGAGGAAGAGAGCAUGCGGCGGAUAUGGCACCACUGCGAGUUUCUCGAGUACAAAAUCAAGGCGUUGCCGUACUUUCAGUACUCGCAUGCGCGGACAUUCCCCAUAUCGCUGUAUCCCAGUCGGGAAGCAUACUGGGUCUCCAGUCAAGACGCAACCCUGGUGUCCAACGGCCGAUUCCAGCUGCUCCGUCUCACCGACGACAUUGUCCCGAUUGUGGCCAGAGGCCGGCUGUUUCUUACAAAAGUGUACCACCAAGCAGCAAAAUUCCUGCCCGUCUACAACGAUGGCCCGCUCACCAAACACGACGGGCCCGGCAGCUCCAGGUGGAAUCUGGUCGCGGAGUAUCAGAGCUGGAAGACCAGCGCCAUCCGCAAGCUGUGGGUGUGGUACGGCAACCUGCCCAUGUGGAUGAAGGACUUGGUCUCGUUCUCGGCUGCGUGGCAGCCGACAGCGACGAAACAGCAGCCGAUCCUGGGCGGAAGCAGCAUCACCGACAUCCUGUCGCUCCACGUCAUCUUUUACGGCGUUCUCAUGACGGUCUACUACCCGGCCAUGAUCAUGGACCUCUGGGACCACCCAUCCAAGAAGCCCCAGACGCUCGAAGGAUUCAUUCGCUGUCAAGAAGCCCGGGAAAACUACGAGAGCGUGGUGCAGCUGAUGUUUUUGACCGACCAAGCCUACGUCCGAGUCAAUAUCCUCACAGACGCCAUGUGUUUCAUGUUCAUCUGGGCAAAUGUCUGCUACGUCUCCAUGUGGGCUGGCGUGCCAAUCCAGCACAACAUCACCGAUACCCAGAUGAGGCGGGUGCACCGCUACUAUCACGAUUCUACCAGCGACAUCGAUGAGGCCAUCACGAGCUUUCUGAACCGAUAUGUGCUGCUGACGGUCACCAUCGGCCCGUGCAAAUCGUUCGUCCACCAAUCCCUGUACAUCAACUACGAUUUCAGCACCGAAACCUUUUUCCGGCUCGAGGUCUCUGGAGACAGCGUUGUUCCCACCGAAGGCACCACCAAGAUCUCGAGUGCCGACGAUGGCGGCUGCGGCCACGAUGCCCCUGAGCCGAGAGCCGGCAGCCACCACUCGGACUUGCGAUGGGCCAUCACGCACUACCGCAGCGCUUACAGCGGCACAAACGAUUCUGCUCUCGGCCCGUUUUUGCCACGGCGCUAUCUGAAGCUGACCGCCCCAUCUGAGCCUUGAGUCGCGCGCCGCCCGAUCUGUCCCUCCCUCCACCAUCAACUCUUCACCACUCCACCCCUUUUGAUACAAGGGACACGAUUGCCGAGGUCUUGACACCCCCCCCUUCCGCCACUACUGUAACUGAUCACUUGCCUCCAGGCGGUCUCCAAGCUUGUUUUUUUGACUCUAUUUUCGGUUGCCAACAUGCAUGCCUUCCCUCCUCCCACUCCACAUGUACACAUAUAUUCAUAUCACUUUGUUUUGCAUACUCUCUUUCUCUCCCCUUGGACUCUCGCCAAACCCAUACUCCUCCUUCGCUGUGAUCCUCUCGCCUCUCCAAUAUCCGCUAUAGAUCCAAAGA